AUGACGUUCGCCGAGAAGCCGGCGAGCGCCAGAAAUUUCAGGGGCCCCAGGCCCGAGGGGACCGCGACUGGAGGACUCAGAGGCUCCAGGGUCGAGGCCGAGAAGGAUUGGGGUGGCAGGCUGCAGUUGACCCCCCAGACCCACCCGCGCCGUGACCUGCUCACGGCAUGCGGGGCCGCGGCGCACGUGGCCGUGUACGGGGUGUGCUGGACGAACCUGCUGUGCCAGGUGCUCCGGCUUGCGCGUGGUGGGCACGGCUACCAGACGACAGUUUCGCUCGUCAAGGCGCUGGUCUCUCCGGCGCUGCUGAUCUACGCGCUCGAGAGCGAUCGGUGCGGAACACCAACACGUGGCGCGGCGGCCGGCGCCAUCUCCCUGCUGCUGCUCUACGACUGCGCAACACAGAAGGGCUGA
Prorocentrum cordatum is the source of this 414-nucleotide messenger RNA. The record is from the annotation of a GenBank genome assembly. Lineage: Eukaryota; Dinophyceae; Prorocentrales; Prorocentraceae.